Colletotrichum graminicola M1.001 is the source of this 2274-nucleotide messenger RNA. RefSeq lists its product as uncharacterized. The transcript has 2 exons. Gene Ontology annotation, biological process: DNA-templated transcription; positive regulation of transcription by RNA polymerase II. NCBI's taxonomy places the organism in Eukaryota, Fungi, Ascomycota, Sordariomycetes, Glomerellales, Glomerellaceae. The record is from RefSeq and is a predicted model, not a curated record. Bases 1 to 2274 code for a protein of 757 amino acids. Gene Ontology annotation, molecular function: DNA binding; zinc ion binding; DNA-binding transcription factor activity, RNA polymerase II-specific.
AUGCCCCCCAAGAGGAAGGCUCACGACGCCGACAAAAGUGCUGCUGCUUCCGCCGAAACCGUCGCCACGGCCCCUGCUGUCCCGAAACGACAGCGCGUCUCUCGAGCCUGCGACCAAUGUAGAAGGCAAGCAACUAUGAACAACGCCCGAGAGAAAUGCGACGGUGUCCAGCCCCAGUGCUUCUCCUGCGUAACACUGUCGCGCCAGUGCACCUAUAAUGUCGCCCCCAAGAAGCGCGGCGUCCAGACCGGUCUGAUUCGGACCCUGGAGCUUGCCCUUGUCUGGCUGUUCGAACAAGUCCCCGAAACAGAAGACAAGCUGGCUGCUCUGCUGGCUCAAGAAGGCGGCGGUGGCCAGUCUCUUUUGUUGGACAAGGACAGCGACGCCGGGAAUCGACUUCACAAGAGAUGGAGGAGAUGUCGAGUCCACAAAGAUAUUGACCGACUUCUGUCCGGCAAAGACGGCGCAAGCCCCCGCCAGGACACCUCCGGCGACGACUCGGAAGCCGAACCCGACCCCCGCUGCAAACCCAACGGCGAACUUCCCCGAGACCGCACCGACACCUCCCCGCAACCGGCCACUGCCGCCGACCAAAAACAAGACGCUGCUCCGAUAGACCCUAGUCCUAGGCAGCGCCACGGGUCGACAUCCCGGCGGAGAUUCAAGUUACCCCGAAACUUUCCUCGAUUGCUCGACGUCUACUUCUCAUACACCCAUAGCUGGCUUCCGAUACUAAAUUCCAAGGAAGCACUCGACAACACUGCAGCUUCCUAUCCUCCAGACGGCCUCGACAUCGACCCGGAGGACGCAAACACCAGCGCGGCACAUGCCGAACUCUGGAGUGCCCUGGCUGUCGGCGCUUUCCAAGACUCAACCUCGUUGCACAACUCGGGGGGGCCCGAGGCCCUGGAUCGGCCCAGCUUGAUACUGACAGCUGCGCGCAGCCUGAUACCAGUCGAAGCUGGGAUGGCACUAGGCCAUGUCAAGGCUUUGCUCGUAUUGUCUCUGGUCAAGUUGGGCCAGGACAGUGCGGGAGCUGCCUCUCUGCUCAUAGGCUUGGCCGUCAGGGGCACCAUGGCUUUGACCGAUGGCCAGGCACGGGAUAGGCACCGCAACUCCAUUUCUGGGCAGCCGGCGUCGUCGAUACAAGAAUCCUACUCGAAUGCUCUGGAUCGUGUGUUGAAAGCCUGUCUAAUGCUCGAUACCAUAGUAUCGCUGAGGCUCGGCCAGGCACCUCACAUGAGGGCAAGCGAUAUGAAGGAGAAGCCGGCCGAAGAGACUGGAUUCGAGGAAUGGGCCCCGUGGGUUCCCAGGGCCGGAUUUGGAUCUGUAUCCCCAUCCGAGAAUCCCGCGGGCACCGGCCAGCGCGCACAGUCAUUAAGUUCCUUCAACCAGCUUUACCAGUUCUUCCGCAUCCUGAACCAGAGCGUCGAAUCGGGAGCUGCAGGUCCCAAGGUCGGCGCCGCGAACCUUGUUCAGACGCUUGACCCUCGUUUCUCAUUUUGCAACUCCGUAGUCUUCGGAGCCUCGACAAUACCCAUACUGCCCUCGGCAUUCCUGAUACAGGCCACCUUCCUUGGUGCCACUUUGACUCUGAUGGCCGAUGCUCGUGUUUCUCUCAUAUGGAGCCUGAUGGAGGUUCUCGAGAGCUCAAUAUCUCACUUUGGCGCAGCUGGCGUCUCGCCGCUCCUCGUCACCUACAUAAGCAUCGCAAACACCAAGAGUUGCGUUCAGGCGCUCCGGGGCAAUGACAAAACCAGAUGGGACUCGCUGAUUGCAGACCUCAUGUCCGUCUGGCAAGACCGGACGGCAAAUGUGGCAUAUUCGCCCAUGGAUGCAGAGCCGAGCAAUCGGACGCCAACUCGUAUCGACCCGGCGGCUCUGCCGUUAUCGCAGCAGGCCUCUUCCUCUGCUCGCCCAAAUGCCCAUUAUCCGUUUCCAAUGAAUCCGGACUCUUACCACUCCAACGGCGGUGGUUUCUCACAGACAGCCUCUUCUGUCAGCCCUUCAACGGCAAGAACAAUGCCCUUUACUCCCGGGAGCCAGCUUGAUACGUUCCCGUCGGGGUUCGUGGCGCACAUGCCAUCCGCUCAGGCUCCCUACCUGAUGGGACAAGAGUCUCGGGGCGUUGACUACGACGCCAUCAUGGAUGAACUCGCUUCCAUCGACUGCACAGAUAGUAUGGAGGCGGACCCGCAGUUUAUGGCCAACCUCGGCUUCGCUCCAGGAUCAGAUCUGACAGAUAUGCUCCGAGGAGAAUACGGCGGCAUGUGA